AUGUUCACCUCCACCAUCCGCACUGCCGUGCGCGCACAGCCCGCCACUGCCGCCUUCACACGCAGCUUCUCUUCCACUCGCCCCUCGCAAGUUGCCCGUAUGACUGUUGUCGGCCGCCUGGGAGUUGCGCCUGAGGAGGUCACCAUUUCUGGAGACCGAACAUUGGUGCGCUAUGUGGUUGGCACCAACUACGGCAAGGGCGAAGAAAAAAAGACCAGUUGGUUCCGGAUUGCUAGCUUUGUCCAGGGCGCACAGAAAGAUUUCUUGAUGAAUGUGCCCAAGGGCUCGCUGCUCUAUGUCGACGCUGAUGCGCGCAUGGAGACAUAUCUCGAUAGCGAGGGAAACAAGAAGAGCAACUUGAGCUUGGUCGCCCGCAACUUUGACGUGCUGUCGCGCGCCCGUAGCGACGAGCCUGAUACCAACGAUGAGGGUCUCAUCCAUGAGGCUUCCGGCUAG
This is a messenger RNA of Bipolaris oryzae ATCC 44560, 456 nucleotides long. RefSeq lists its product as uncharacterized. Gene Ontology annotation, molecular function: single-stranded DNA binding. The record is from RefSeq and is a predicted model, not a curated record. The coding region runs from base 1 to 456 and encodes 151 amino acids. The transcript is spliced from 2 exons. Lineage: Eukaryota; Fungi; Ascomycota; Dothideomycetes; Pleosporales; Pleosporaceae.